GGGAUUAAAUGGAAGAAGUAUGAAUGGGGGUGGAAAGAAUUGUGAUGGGGAUGAUGAAAAAGAUGGACGGAUCGGAAAGACGAGUAGGUCACAGGUGAUAAUGGGGAUGGCACACACUUUGCUGCUUUUGCUGCGGAUGAUGAAUGAUGAUCCUGAGUUUGGGUCGGGACCACCUGACGGCCUCGGUAGCGGUCGGCCACUAUUUUUUUUUCCCUUUUUUUCUUUUUUUUUUUUUUUCUUUUCCCUUUUUUAAAGGCUUUUGGGGUUGGCGGCGCGCAACAAUGGAAAACCAAAACCAGCACACGCGACCGAAAAGGGACGAACACCAAAAGAGCUGAAACUGCUGUAAAUGAUUUAAGGUACCCAACCCUUGCCUGAUCA
Aspergillus pseudotamarii is the source of this 381-nucleotide messenger RNA. RefSeq lists its product as uncharacterized. The transcript has a single exon. Lineage: Eukaryota; Fungi; Ascomycota; Eurotiomycetes; Eurotiales; Aspergillaceae. The coding region runs from base 144 to 338 and encodes 64 amino acids. The record is from RefSeq and is a predicted model, not a curated record.